ACCGGGGCCCAAGCGUGCUCUUCUCCACCCAUCGAGACUCUUUGCCCAGAGAGAAGGAGAGAAAGAGAGCAGAGGAGAGGGGUUUGAGAGAGAGUGAGAAGGGAUUAGCGAUGGCUCCGGUGAAGCUGUACGGCCCGACCCUGUCGUGGAACGUGACGAGGUGCGUGGCGGCCCUGGAGGAGGCCGGCGUCGAGUACGAGCUCGUGCCCAUCAACUUCGGCACCGGCGAGCACAAGAGCCCCGAGCACGUCGCCAGGAACCCCUUUGGUCAAGUGCCAGCUUUGCAGGAUGGUGACUUGUACGUUUGGGAAUCCCGUGCUAUUUGCAAGUAUGCAUGCCGCAAGAACAAACCAGAGCUGCUGAAGGAGGGCAACCUCGAGGAGUCAGCAAUGGUGGAUGUGUGGCUCGAGGUGGAGGCCCAUCAGUACACUUCCGCGCUGAGCCCCAUUCUCUUUGAGUGCCUCAUCCAUCCUAUGCUCGGGGGAGCCACUGACCAGAAAGUCAUUGACGAAAACCUUGUGAAACUGAAGAAGGUGCUGGAGGUGUAUGAGGCACGCCUGACCAAGUGCAAGUACUUGGCUGGAGACUUCCUCAGUCUUGCAGACCUUAACCAUGUUUCUGCGACCCUAUGCUUGGCGGCUACACCCUAUGCUUCCUUGUUCGACGCCUAUCCACAUGUGAAAGCCUGGUGGUCUGACAUGCUUGCUAAGCCAUCUGUCCAGAAGGUUGCUGCACUGAUGAAGCCAUCAUCUUAAACUAGUUUCUAGGCAGGUUUCUCCGCGGCCAUGAAAUAAGCCAAUUUGUGUCACGAUGUUUGCUUUCCCAGGUGUGUGUUGUUGUGAUGUGUCCUGGAUGUUGAGUCUGUUCAGGCUUGUGUUGUGGUGAUGCUCGUGAUCCUGUCUAAUCUUGUACUGAAAUGAGCAUUCGCGUGCUCUGGUCUUGAGAACUUUCAUAAUAAAUUUUAUCUUUCCGUAUCUGA
This is a messenger RNA of Brachypodium distachyon (stiff brome), 979 nucleotides long. RefSeq names its product glutathione S-transferase 1. Bases 111 to 755 code for a protein of 214 amino acids. The record is from RefSeq and is a predicted model, not a curated record. The transcript is spliced from 3 exons. Gene Ontology annotation, molecular function: glutathione transferase activity; glutathione binding. Lineage: Eukaryota; Viridiplantae; Streptophyta; Magnoliopsida; Poales; Poaceae. Gene Ontology annotation, cellular component: cytoplasm.